Eleginops maclovinus (Patagonian blennie) is the source of this 4311-nucleotide messenger RNA. RefSeq names its product homer scaffold protein 1b (gene homer1b). Bases 648 to 1739 code for a protein of 363 amino acids. NCBI's taxonomy places the organism in Eukaryota, Metazoa, Chordata, Actinopteri, Perciformes, Eleginopidae. The record is from RefSeq and is a predicted model, not a curated record. Gene Ontology annotation, biological process: G protein-coupled glutamate receptor signaling pathway; regulation of store-operated calcium entry. The transcript has 10 exons. Gene Ontology annotation, molecular function: G protein-coupled glutamate receptor binding. Gene Ontology annotation, cellular component: plasma membrane; dendrite; cytoplasm.
UGUAAUCGUAGGUGUGGGGGACCGGGGGAGGCGGGUACGGGUCGUGAAGGUAGGCUGACGGGUCCCUCGGGAAGGUGUUGCGGGGGAAACAUGUUGCUGGAUCUUCACAGAGUUCCAGCAACAACUCCGAGUUUCUCCUGAAAGAAAGACAGACAACUGAGCCACAACACAGCUGGUAAUGUCCGUAGUUAAUGGAGAACUGUAGCUACUACUGAUACGGAACACCUAACAGGAAACUGAUUGUCAAAAAAGUUCUUCUUUGGAAACCGAAACUAGUGAUCUGACAAAAAUGUUCAGGCAGCAAGGCUUCUCCACCCUUCCAGCGAGGAUCUGUAAUUUACGCGACAACAGCAGGGCGCCUCUCGGAUCUCCAUAUAGGACUCUGCGCUGGAUCUGCUGUUCCAUCACCAAACCCUCAGCGCCAAAGCAGGAGUAGAAGGUCUGGUUUCCGUGCCAUGUGCAGAGCGACAUGUAUGUGUGAUUUCAUGCGGUGACAGCGGAGAGGAAUGGACCAGUUGUCAUCAAAUUCCUGCAGACGCACCGACGGUGAUACAUUGAAGGCUGUCGUGUAGAGAGAAGACUUUGAAUACGCAGCGGCCAAUCCGAGAUACGUUUUUAUUGCCAGAGAGAAGACAGAGAUCGCUUCAAUGUCGACCAUAACAAUGGGGGAGCAGCCCAUCUACAGCACGAGGGCCCACGUCUUCCAAAUUGACCCCAACACCAAGAAGAACUGGCUGCCCACCAGCAAGCACGCCGUCACCGUCUCGUACUUCUACGACAGUACGCGCAAUGUCUACCGCAUCAUCAGCCUGGACGGCACCAAGGCAAUAAUCAACAGCACGAUCAGUCCCAACAUGACGUUCACAAAGACCUCACAGAAGUUUGGCCAGUGGGCGGACAGUCGAGCCAACACGGUGUACGGCCUGGGAUUCUCCACUGAGCAUCAUCUAGCCAAGUUUGCGGAGAAGUUCGGGGAGUACAAAGAAGCAGCGAGGCUCGCUAAAGAGAAGAGCCAAGAGAAGAUGGAGAUGGCCACGUCUCCCUCUCAGGAGUCUCCAGGAGGCGAGCUCUCGUCACCUUUGACCCCGGUGACCCCGCCCAUGGAAAACAUCAAUGGCACAGACGACAUCUGCGACUCGACUCCAAACUCAGACUCCCGUCCAGAGCCGUCUCAGAACGCACUGGCCUUCGCACACAGCCCUGUCAUGACUAAACACUGGGAGGCAGAGCUGGAGGCACUAAAGGGAAACAAUGCCAAGCUAACGGCUGCUCUCCUGGAGUCCACAGCCAACGUCAAACAGUGGAAACAACAACUGGCUGCCUACCAGGAGGAGGCCGAGAGACUACACAAACGGGUGACAGAGCUCGAGUGCCAGAGCAACCAAACUCCAGUGAUCAAAUCCCAGAAGACUGAACUCAACCAAACCAUAGAGGAGCUGGAGAACACGCUAAGGGAUAAAGAAGAGGAAAUGGAAAGGUUGAAAGAGGAAUUGGAAAACAUGAAUGACCUAAUGGAGCAAAAAGACACCCUAACCCAGAAACUUGAGGAGACAGAGCUGCGCAGCCGGGUGCUGGAGGAGCAGCUGUCGGGGGCCGAGCAGCGGCUGGAGGAGAACCAGGAGGAGCAGGAGAACUUCAGGAAGAGCCUGAGGACGAUGCUGGAGCUGCUGGACGGGAAGAUCUUUGAGCUGACGGAGCUCAGAGACACCUUGGCUCGGCUCAUAGAGGAGGCCAGCUAGAGGCGGAGCUGCCUAAUCCCCACAGACAGAGCCAUACGAUAAUUUAAACCCUGACACCCCCAUCUCACCCACACAGAUUUUACCCACAAUGCCCCACCUUCCUCCUAACCCCACACACAAUCAAACUGAGACACCACACUGCCCCAAUUCUGAUUCUGAUCAAAAAGGGCAGCUAACCCCCCCAGAUUUACCUUGCAGGCAUCAACUCCAUGCCACCACAGGCACUCCUGUAGUUCAUGACACAACACAGGGACUACCUCGUCCUGCCUGCUAAUUGGCUGGUGUAGGCGCGACCAUGGUUGUAUCGAUCUCUCCGGAUGAUUGUCUUGGCACUCAGCAACUGCCCCCCUAAACCCACCCACACACUCUCAAAAAAAAGAGUGAAACUAAAGAUCUGUGCCUCAGUGCCAUCUGCUGUUUGACCGGGAGGGCUGCAUCACAGCUUGCAGCAUCUCACACACACACACACACACACACACACACACACACACACACACACACACACACACGCACACGCACACAAGCCCCUUUUCUUCCUCUCUAAACUGCCCCCCCCCCCCAGGGGAAUGUUGAAAGUCAUGUGGAAAUAAUUGCUGUUAAGACUCAGAGAACUGCGCCAAAGCUGCCAAAUCCCCCCAAAAUAUUGUCCUCUUAACUCGCAGAUGCUUUGAUCCAAAGUGACUUACUGUACAGAGAAGUGCUGAACAGAGAAACGGAGAGUUGGAGCUCGGGCUGCCAGCGGCGCAUCAAUGGAAACAGAGAACUAAAGGACGGCUCUCAACAAAGUCGUCAGUCUUACCUAUUGGCCAGGACACACAGGGCUGCUGGGAAAUUAAGUUUGGUCUACUUACACACAAUGACAGCAGUAUAUCCACACCCUAUUUAAAAGCCCCACAUGAUAGAUGGUUAUUGGAUCUUCCAGAGGCAUUGUUUAUGCCACACAGAAAUUUUAGAAGGGCGUGCGCCCAUAUAACAGUUGAAAAAAUCUAGUAUCCAGACUGCUUCCACCGUUACACCUGACCUGUCUUCCUGCCAAACUCAGUGUGGUGUGUGUUCCCCAACAAGGCCUGACCUUCGACAUAACGUGUGCCUUCAAAGCACAUAUGCGUGGAGACAUGUUUGUAUAUAAUAUGUGUGUGUGAUUUGUGCUGUGAGAGAAAGACCCUGUUUUUUGGACAUCAAGGCACACACACACACACAACACACACACACUGAGCAAUACCAGACAGGCUCUUUAUGACACCUCUAUCCAACUCUAUCAGGUACUCUACUCAGUGGACUCAUGCAGAUAGGUCAAAACGCAGCUCAGCUGAUCCCCCCCUGUCCGACAGAGAGUGAACUACUGUUGACCGCGAUCCUGUGUGGCAGCCCUGUCUGGUCGAAGUCGACAUCGUGAAGGGCUUACAGAGUGUCGUCCACGUGUUGGUGAAUCUCCACCCUCAGUGAAGCUGGCCACAGAUUUUCACUCCUCACGGGUGAAUAUAGAACUGUACUCAGUUUCUAUAAUUUUUUUUACACAGGAUAUAUAACACUGAUGAUAUAAUACAACUGUAUAAGACAACUUUCUACUCAUGACCUUGUAAAUGAAUGGAUGGAUAACUCAAAAGCAGUAACGCCCUGCAACGGAUUAUUGCUGUGUAUUAACCCACGGAGAAGUAUUGCUUAGUUAUGAUAGAGUAUCCAGUAUGUAGGUAAACAAUGAAACCUCUUCAAUAUAUUUUUUAAAUGCAUACAACACAAUGUAAACACAUAGUGUACCAAAACUUCUGAAGCAGCUCUGGUAUCGGUUCAAUCCAAAACUGCAUCUUUCAAUCGCUUUCUUCAAAAAUCAUUUCUAAAAAGCUAUAUUCUCACAUGAAAUGCUGCUUAUGGUAUUUUUUAAUUGAGCACCCUGUUUGCACUAUGUUAUUACACUGUUGUAACUACAUUAUAUAUCAAGAGAUUUGCAUUAAAUACUAGCACAGCAUAAUUCUGUACUUAAAAUAUAGUAGGUAGUUACACAGGUUAAUACACUGGAAUAAGACCCAUGUAAAGGAAGUUACCCAUUUUCUUUCUUUUGGUUUAACUUUGACAGUCGAAUGACAGAGAUGGAAAACCUUGAUAUUAAUGCUAUUGUUAAUGAAUGCCUUUGUACAGUAGUGGAUAAGAAGCUUUUCAUUCUCCUGUUUUGUAACUUAUGGUAUUUAAAUGUAGGUAUUAUUAUUGUAUUUAGAGGUAUGAGAAGACUGGCAAUAUUUUUGACUAUUUAAAGUAAUUUUGAACUCAUGAUAUUAAAGAGGUACCUCAGGCUAAUGAUGUUUGCAGAGUGGUGAGACUUGUGUGUUUGCAGGUGAAAGGAUUUACCAAUUGAUGGUGAAAAGCGAUCAGGAGACACCUGUUGGUGCUUCAGCAUAAUCCAUUGUUGGGUUUGAACAAAGAAAGCCCUACCAGGUCUCUGUGAAUGAGAAAUGCUAUGUUUUAUAUUCAAAUACAGUGACAGCAGAAAUCAGUUUUUGCACAUCGCUUUUGUUCAGUUUUUGUUCUAUUUUGAGUAACACAACAUUUACCAAAUCAUUAAACAAUGAAACAGACA